AAAAAAAAAUAUAUAUAUACUAUAUGCAUACUUGGCAUUCUAUCAACAAAUUCGAUCGAGUCGUACAAAUAUGCGAUCUCUAGUCGCAUACUCGAAUCCGUACCGGUCGGACGGGUGGGACACCGCAUACCGUGCAAUACGGUAAUGUGAGCCUUGUCGGUUGUCGGAACUUAAAGUUCACUCGGCAUACGUGCAAACGUAGGAUCGAAACGCUUUCGGGACGUCUAAAAUUAGACUGGAUACGGCCAAGUUCUCACGCGUGUAUACCAAGCACAAGGUGAUAUGACUCACCUGGCGCGUUGAAUUCGCGUGAACCGUUUAUCGUUCGCGUUAAAGUACGCGAGAACACCUCCGGUAUCGAUAUUAAAAAAAAAAAGGAGAAGAAAAGGAACAACGAGCUUUCCCUCUCGCGUCGCGUCGUGUACUCGGGGCGGGUCGGAGGAGAAAACGAUGAAAAUGAAAAGAACAAGGGGGAUUGCACGUUUUCGUUCGCACGCUUUUUGGGCGGUGCACCAUGCGAUUUCGCCGUCGUGUAGCGGCGACGUAAUUACCAAGUGAAUCCCAGGCGAACACAAAUGUACCGAACACUCUGAUCUAACCGUCGCUGGAACUUGAACAACCGUCCUGCACGCAAUCCCCGUCGGAUUGGGGGAGGUUUAUGUCCGGAAGACGAUGAAUUAGCUCCCAUCGUUGUGUAUUAAUCGACUCCGGCGGCUCACCACGGACCAGUUGACGUUUGGUCAUUGAGCGAACAGCAUCGUCGCCGUCGUUGUCGUCGUCAUCGUCGUCGUCGUUUCUUGUUCUUUCACCGUCAAAGCAACGCCUUUCACGCUCGUUCGCUCGCUUCGAACUGCGACUUACGUUGCGGUAAUCCGACUCGAGAGCUUUCGUCCGCGUGUGGUGCGUCAUUGGGAGUAGAUGACAUUUUCUGACUCAGGACGAUCUGACGAACACGCUGGAAGAUUUCGCGGAGCGCUUUCGGCUUUAUUGCAUCUGAUACAUUGUUGCUGGAUAACGUAAAUACAAAUCGAUCUCAGGGUACUGAUGAUUUGUUGAUAUUCCGCGAAAAAAUGUGGCUGAAGGAUGCGAACGACGACGCCACGCCAACUGCGAAUUUUGUGAAUUCGCGACAGUGCGUCCAGAAUGAGAUCUUCGUCAAUCGGAGUCUUCAUUUGGAGAACAUCAAGUUCUAUGGCUUCGAUAUGGAUUACACAUUGGCAGAAUACAAGUCGCCACAGUAUGAGCAAUUGGGCUUCAAUCUGCUCAAGGAUCGUCUAGUGUCCCUGGGGUAUCCGCAGGAAAUCAAGGCCUUCGAAUACGAUCCCAGUUUUCCCGUUCGUGGAUUAUGGUUCGAUACCUUACACGGGAAUCUCUUGAAAGUGGACGCUUACGGGAACAUCUUGGUCUGUGUCCACGGCUUCGAGUUCUUGAAACACUCUCAGGUCUACGAGCUUUAUCCAAAUAAAUUUCUACAAUUAGACGAGUCUAGAGUUUACGUGCUCAAUACCUUGUUCAAUCUACCGGAGACCUAUCUGCUGGCGUGUCUGAUAGAUUUUUUCACAAACUCGCCGCAAUAUACCAGAGAAAAGACCGGAGUGAAAGAAGGUGAGCUCACCAUGAGCUUCAAAAGCAUAUUUCAGGACGUCCGAAACGCGGUAGAUUGGAUACACCUUCAUGGUGAUCUGAAAUCGAAGACUAUCGAGAACUUAGAUGAAUACGUAAAGAAGGACGAGAGGUUGCCUAUGUUCCUUACGAGAAUCCGAGAGAGUGGAGCGAGAGUGUUUUUAUUAACUAACAGUGAUUACGUUUUCACGGACAAAAUUAUGACUUAUUUGUUCGAUUUUCCACACGGUGCACGGCCUGAUGAACCGCAUAGAAACUGGAAAACCUAUUUUGACACAAUUGUGGUAGACGCCAGAAAGCCGUUGUUCUUUGGAGAAGGAACAAUCUUACGACAAGUGGACACGAGAACGGGUGCUUUAAAACUUGGUACACACAAAGGACCACUUCAUACAGGGGAAGUGUACUCGGGAGGCUCGUGCGACGUCUUUACAGAAUUAAUCGGCGCGAAAGGAAAAGAUGUCUUAUAUGUUGGUGACCACAUAUUUGGUGAUAUUUUAAAAAGCAAGAAAAUAAAGGGCUGGAGGACAUUUUUAAUAGUCCCCGAGCUGGUUCAGGAGUUACACGUUUGGACCGAUAAGUGUCAAUUGUUUGCCGAAUUACAGAGUCUAGACGUUAUGCUCGGGGAAAUGUAUAAAAAUUUAGACAGUAGUACGAAAGAAAAGCCGGAUAUUUCCAAGUUACGCGCGUCCAUAAGGGAUGUCACACACAAAAUGGAUUUAGCUUACGGCAUGAUGGGUUCCCUAUUUCGUAGCGGAAGUAGACAAACGUUUUUCAGCAGUCAAGUCGUAAGGUAUGCCGAUCUGUACGCAGCGACUUUCUUGAAUCUGAUUUACUACCCCUUUUCAUACAUGUUCAGAGCACCUGCUAUGCUGAUGCCUCAUGAGAGUACGGUAGCACAUGAACAAAGGUUUGUUAUGGAAACGCCGAUGAUAAGCCGUUCGAGAACAUUUAAACUGGUAGACGAGGAAGAAGAACACAAUCGGCCUUCUUCCAAGAAUUUAUAUGUGGACCAUUUUAAUAAUCAAAUUCCACAUGCGAGACCGGAAACGCCACGUAAUGUUACGCAUACGCACGACGAGGAUUGUAGCGAUGAAGAUAGCGAUUCGCAGAAGCAAGCUAAUCAAAUGAGACUAUCUACAAGAAACGCGAAUUGCAACUGAAGUCAUAUUUUAUGAUACUCGGUGCUACUUUUCAUUUUACGUAACUGAAAUUGACUGAGAAAUGAAAUGAUUGAUAUAUGAUAUAUGUAGAAUUUUCGAGGAAUCAUUGUACCAUACGACGCGUUUCAGCUGCGUUAACAAUAUUUAGUCCCAAAGUAUACAUAGUAAUUUAGAUUUUUUUAACGAUGUCGAUAUAAAAGAUGAAACCUGGCAAUACUUAUAUCGAUUAUAGUUCUUCAGAGAACAUAUUUAAUACUUUUGUAGUUGGGACAUUAUUAAUAAUGUAAUAAUUAGCGCACAAAUAUUCAUAUUAUAAAAUAUUCAGAUUGAACAUUGAAUUAUACACAACACGUAACAGAUUUUAUUAGCAUUGUAUAUGUUGUAUAUUAACUUCGUAUGAUUAUAUAUAUAUAUAUAUACAUAUAUAUAUAUUAAAGUUGAGGAGUAUUAUAUUGAAGUUUUGAUAGUAGAAGACAUCAACGACAUUGAACUUAUUGUAAAAUUGAUUACUCGCUCCUUUUAUAUGCAAUAUAAGCUUAUACUAAAGUCAUAAUCGAAUGAUAGAAGUUGAACGAGAUGCUACAAACUCUAACAAUAGUGAAUUGUGCAAUUUAGGAUAGGUGUACAGAACAAAUAUAAAGUAUAAUCUUAUACAAUCAUUUUUUGAAUUAAUAAUUACAUAAGUAGCUAAUAGAUAUUAAUUUUAAU
Molecule: messenger RNA, 3491 nt
Organism: Temnothorax curvispinosus
Lineage: Eukaryota; Metazoa; Arthropoda; Insecta; Hymenoptera; Formicidae
Gene: Nt5b
Product: cytosolic purine 5'-nucleotidase
Exons: 10
Coding region: 1071-2783 (570 amino acids)
Molecular function (GO): 5'-nucleotidase activity
Source: RefSeq, a predicted model, not a curated record